This is a messenger RNA of Canariomyces notabilis, 507 nucleotides long. RefSeq lists its product as uncharacterized. The record is from RefSeq and is a predicted model, not a curated record. Lineage: Eukaryota; Fungi; Ascomycota; Sordariomycetes; Sordariales; Chaetomiaceae. Bases 1 to 507 code for a protein of 168 amino acids. The transcript has 2 exons.
AUGACCGAUAUAAUGGCGCAAUCAUCACAGGCACAACCGUUCACCCAACCGUUCGUCUCCAAGUGGGCAUCAAGAUAUCGCGGGGCAACAGUAGAAGACCUCGACCCCCCGGCCGCCCUGUCGCUCACCCCCUCGGACACGGUCUCGGUGGCGCUCAUGUCGGCCUUUGAGCGCGACUACACGCACCUGACCGUCGUCGACUCGGCCACGCGCGCCCUGCUGGGCUACCUGUCCAUUCCGCACCUGCAGGCCCUGCUCGAGGCCGGCCGCGUGCGGCCCGAGGACGAGGUGCGCAGCGCCAUGACACGCUUUCAGCGCCGCGGCACAAAGUACAAGGUCAUCACCAUGGACACGCCGCUCGAGGAGCUCGAGGCCUUCUUUGAGGGCGCCGCUACGGGAGGGCAGAAGCAGGAGUUUGCCGUCAUCACGGACGAGAGGAGGCGCUUCGUGCUCGGCGUUGCGACGAGGGCGGAUCUCGAGGAGUUUGUCAAACGGCGGCCGGCUUGA